UCUUUCUCCCCAGCCCUCACUUCCCUUCGGCGCCGCCUCGUUACAGACAGCGGGAGCGAAAGAGCAAGCGGCGAGAGAACUCCGGGAGAGGGCGGCGAGAUGGUGCAGAGGCUGACAUACCGAAAGCGCCACAGCUACGCCACCAAGUCGAAUCAGACUCGCGUCGUCAAGACCCCAGGUGGGAAGCUUGUCUACCAGUACACCAAGAAGCGGGCGAGUGGGCCAAAAUGCCCGGUUACCGGCAAGAAGAUCCAAGGAAUCCCACACCUGAGGCCUACUGAGUACAAGAGGUCCAGAUUGUCGAGGAACAGGAGGACUGUGAACCGUCCUUAUGGUGGUGUUCUGUCUGGUCCUGCAGUCAGGGAGAGGAUCAUUAGGGCGUUUUUGGUGGAGGAGCAGAAGAUUGUGAAGAAGGUGCUUAAGAUCCAGAAGACCAAGGAGAAGACCACCAAGAGCUAAACAACUGGGCGAGAUAGGCGUCGCGGUGAUGUUUUGUGUUUCUCCGAAUUUGUUUUAAGCAAUCAAGAAUUUUCUCUCUUGGGAUUUGCAGAAUCCUGGUUCUAGUAUGUGAGGUUUGAUGUGCUUCUCUA
Triticum urartu is the source of this 590-nucleotide messenger RNA. Its product is annotated as large ribosomal subunit protein eL34-like. The record is from RefSeq and is a predicted model, not a curated record. Gene Ontology annotation, cellular component: ribosome. Gene Ontology annotation, biological process: translation. NCBI's taxonomy places the organism in Eukaryota, Viridiplantae, Streptophyta, Magnoliopsida, Poales, Poaceae. Gene Ontology annotation, molecular function: structural constituent of ribosome.